AUGGUAGAAAUAAACAGGGAACACCUACGUCGUAUUUAUAAAUAUUCACUGGACGAGCUCAAAGUCCUGGAAAGUAAGUGCUUUUUGAGUAAGUUUGAUGGUUCGAUAGCUUUCGAUUUAGGUUGUAAAGUAAGACAAUGGGCGAUUGAGGCAUUUCCCGAAAAAUCACUUGUCAUAGAUGUUUCACUGCCAAGCGGACAGUGUUUAUUCCAUGCAACUACCGCAAGUGGAACUUGCUUGGAUAACGAUAUCUGGAUUCAACGUAAAAAGAAAACAGCAUUUCGUUUUGGUUGUUCUAGUUUCUUCAUGGGUCAAAAAUUGAGACAAAAGAAUGCAAAGUCCAUGGAAGAAGCAUUUUAUAUUGAUUCAAAGGAAUAUGCUGUACAUGGUGGCGCAGUUCCGAUCAUACUUGAAAAUUCCGACACUAUUGUUGCAUGUUUAACAGUCAGUGGAUUAAAACAAGAGGAAGAUCAUCUUUUUGCCAUCACAUGCGUUAUCGAAUAUGCCAACAGGCUACUUGAAUCUGAAUUAAAUUUAGAUUAA
Lachancea fermentati is the source of this 543-nucleotide messenger RNA. Lineage: Eukaryota; Fungi; Ascomycota; Saccharomycetes; Saccharomycetales; Saccharomycetaceae. The record is from the annotation of a GenBank genome assembly.